AUGGAGGCCCUCUCCCCGCGCACAACGAACCAGAAGAUCAAACCAAAACUGGCCAUGGAUCAUAAACCGUUCGAGAAAAAUGCUGUACUUCCAAGUAGCAAGCAAAGGCUUGCAUCUUCCAAAAGCUACGCCGAUCCUCCACCAUCAAUAGUCUCGGAGCCGGAAGAUGGCGGGGAGCGAUACUCAGUAGGUGCAUUCUUGGGAAAGGGCGGGUUUGCUGUUUGCUAUGAGGGUACAUUGGCUCGCAAUGGCCGGGUGUACGCCAUGAAGGUCGUCAAAUCAGCGAUGUCCCAAAAGAAGAUGGAGGAGAAGUUUCGAACCGAACUCCAGAUCCACUCUAAAAUGCGCCAUCCUUUUAUCGUCCAGUUCUACCGCGCAUUCGCAUUCGAAUCCAGCACCUACGUGGUUCUCGAGUUAUGUCCAAAUGGGUCGGUGAUGGACAUGUUUCGGAAACGACGCUGUUUUAGCUUGCCGGAAGUGCGACGGUAUAUGAUUCAGCUUUGCGCAGCGGUGAAAUAUCUACACAAGCGAUUCGUCGCUCAUCGCGACCUGAAGAUGGGAAAUCUGUUCCUCGAUCACCAUAUGAACAUCAAGGUUGGAGAUUUCGGUCUGGCGGCUAUGAUUUUGUCCGACAAGGAUGCUAAGCGACGGAAUACGCUAUGCGGCACACCCAACUAUAUCGCUCCCGAAGUUUUGGACAAGAGCAAAGGUGGCCAUACACAGAAAGUUGAUAUUUGGUCCGUGGGUGUAAUAUGCUUUGCCAUGCUCGCUGGACAAUUGCCAUUUCAGUCGAAAACGCAAGAUGAGGUUUACAAGAAAGUCCAGAACUUGAAUUAUGUCUGGCCCAAAGAAUCAGAGUCCAGCAAUUACAUCCCUGAGGAAGCAAAAGAUCUAGUCAGUCGUUGUUUGAACCUUGUGGACGAGGAGCGACCGGACCCAGACGACAUUGUUGAGCACCCAUUCUUCAACAUGUACGAUGGUUGCAUUCCUCGUCAAUUGGACCCCUCAUGUCGAUUCAACAAGCCACUAUGGCUUAAGGACGCCUCACCUCAGGGUGAUUCUAUGGUAAGUGGAUACGGCUUAGACUCGGAUGAGAGGCUCCGCGCCUAUGUGUACCAGGUGGAUGACCCCGCUCAGCGAUAUCAUUCCUGCAAAGCUGCCUUCUACUCGCUCUGCGGGGUGGGACGUAAACCUGAUGGGACAUCUCGGAAAUCUGUUGGGAGAAAUUGCUCGAAGUCGGCUUUCUCUGAGUGUGAUGUGGAGGAUUCCAGAGGUCUGCGACCCAUAAUACCCUUGUCGCCAGAUCAUGUUUACCGAUGGCCCCAGGACCUUGAAGGAGACUGGUGUCUUCUGGAGAGUUCCCGAAAAAUCAUCCGCAGCGAGGAGUCAAUGCUUAGCAGCACUAUGUCACAACGAGGUAUUUCCAUUCGUCCAAACCCCAUGGCAGCAUCACGGACCAAUGCAGCUCUAGCCGCUGCUCAACAGCGCCGAAUGGAAGGACAGAGCCAUGCCGCAACGCUACGUCAGCAAGCUCGAGUCCCCCCCAUCUCGCCCCGCAAGGUACCUGGAAUUAGUGAUCCCGUCGUUCUAUCGUCUAGACUAUAUCGAGAAAUCACAAAAGCCGAGGCAAAACCUCUAUCCGCUGCGGAUGUACCAACAGGGGGUCUGGCAGAGCGUCCUAUUAGGGCACGAAGGAUGGUAUCUGCAUCCCAAGCAACGACGUUGCGUAACAAGGACAAGGAUGUUGCCCCAAAACUAGCCAAAUCCACAAGCAUGCCAUCAGGCUUGACUGUAGGCAAAACACGCUCUCAGUCUCGCAGAUUGGCAGCCGCUGACCAGGAGUUGAUACAGCCUUCUAUCUCAACCAGAGAACGGCAACCAUCCACUCGGACAGAGGAGCGAAACGUGAUCACCCGUCAGACAUCUUUACGGCCUACAUCAAGAGCAGACCUCAGCACUAGUGUCGGACGAGGCGAAAGACAGAGAGGUAGUCCUAUUGAAGAGUCCGUUCGAUCUGCACAGGCUCAAUCGAAGGUUUCCGCCGAAUCUGAUGGACCUGGUCGGUCUAAUAGCAAGACGACUAGUAGCAGGGCACGCUCUAGUUUGGGGCUCAGUCCUCUCUUUCAUGCAGAGGAUGCCUGCAAGCUUCUGCCCAGGACUUCGUUGACCGAAGUCAACACUGACUUGCGUCUCAUGCUGACCAACUUGAUCAACCAUGCACCUAAUAGGCGCAGAGGGGGAGCACGAAAACAACCUCACGCCUAUGUAAUCAAAUGGGUAGAUUACACCAACCGUUAUGGAAUUGGCUACGUUUUGGAUGAUGGGAGUGUUGGAUGUGUUUUCAAGGGAGAAAAUGGACAGCCGGCGACGAGUGUCGUAGUUCGAGAUGGCGAGCGACAUAUCCGCCGAAAAGCGCGUAGCGUCGCAGAUGGCAAACAACAACCGAUUUACUACUCCGAGGCUGAUCAGUUAGUUCCUCGCACUGGAACCUCGGUUGAAUUCUAUGAGAAUCGUGACGAUGACUUGCUAGGAUGUCGCGGUAUCCGACGAGCAUUGAUCCCGCCCUCGCUCUUCGACGUUAAAAGCUCAAAGGCAAUGAGAGUUCGCUCCAACACAGGAACCGAUGUCGAGCGAGCCGAUGCAGAGAAAAUCAAGCGGAUGAAGCUCGUGGAUCAAUUCGGUAAAUACAUGAUCGGAGCCCUUGGUCGACAUGGCGACGAAGGCAUCCUGGAUGAAGACCUGCCUGAGCACAAUAGUGCACAGUUUGUCAAGUUCUACCAGCGCUUGGGCAAUGUUGGCAUCUGGGGGUUCGGAGACGGAGCCUUCCAAUUCAACUUCCCCGACCACACCAAGCUGGUGAUCUCGCCGGGCCGCACCCGUAGCUCAUCCCCCUGGAUCGACUUCUACCAUCUCUCGUCCUCCGCCGCUCGAUUCUUCGCCGCAAAAGGCAAAAUGCACCCAGCAGGAUUCGACACUCGCGCUGUGGCCUCCGACGAGGCUGCCACAUUCCUCAGCAUCGCGAACGGAGACUCCAUCAAUUCGACCGAAGACCUUAUCCGUGAUAUCCUUGAUGCGAACGCCUUCAUCCAGAAAAUCGCCUUUAUCGAAGAUACCCUCAGAGUUUGGAUUGAGUUCGGGCGACUUGGAGGUCGUCCGCCCUCGAUCGAUUCUGCUUCUGCUGAUGAUUCCCUGCCCGACGAAGCGUUCUGGCAAGGACCACAGGAGCGCUCGCAGCCCAAUAGCCCCGGAACGAAGUUUGUCUGGGUGACUGUCGGAGCACCGGAUGGCGAUGGCCACUAUCGGUCCAUGAUGCUCAAAGAUAGUGACCGGGAGCCCAAGGGCCCUCCAGCUGGGGUGGAAUAUGACAAAGAAAUGAAUCUACUCAAAAACCGGCUACGUACCCUUGGUCGAUGA
Messenger RNA from Penicillium digitatum Pd1, 3414 nucleotides. NCBI's taxonomy places the organism in Eukaryota, Fungi, Ascomycota, Eurotiomycetes, Eurotiales, Aspergillaceae. The record is from RefSeq and is a predicted model, not a curated record.